AUGCAGACCCGAGAGGAGGAGGUGACAUGGACCAACUUCAGAAGGAGAUUCUUGGAGAAGUACUUUCCAGAUAGCGCUAAACACGAGCAUGAGGCGGAAUUUCUCACUCUAAAGCAGGGGAGUUUGUCGGUGCAGGCAUAUGUGGAGAGGUUUGAAUAUCUCUCGAGGUUCUACUCACAGACUGUUACUGAGGAGUGGCAUUGCAGAGAACAUCUGAGGAGAGAUUGCACUAAACCAGCUGGCAGUGGAGGCAACAGUGUUAGCACUCGUAAGUGCUAUGCAUGUAAUCAGCCGGGGCACUUUGCUAACAAGUGUCCUAAUAAGAAUACCACCCCUGGAUCACGAUCUCAGCCACCUUCGUCUGAUAGACUGAGAGCAGUAGGCCGAGUAUUUGUCAUGACCAACACAAAGGCCACCCGGUCAGGUAACCUCAUUCUAAAUUACUGCUUAUUGUAUGGUAAUAGUGUGUUUGUGCUAUUUGACUCAGAAGCUUCACACUCCUUCGUAUCCCACGACUGUGUGAAGAAGCUGGGAUUGUCGACUCGUGACCUGGGAUGCGAGUUGAUACUCUCGACACCAGCAUUUGGACAAGUUUCAACAAAUUUAGCCUGUGUUGGAUGCUCGAUGGAAGUAGAGGGCAUGUGA
Molecule: messenger RNA, 645 nt
Organism: Vigna unguiculata (cowpea)
Lineage: Eukaryota; Viridiplantae; Streptophyta; Magnoliopsida; Fabales; Fabaceae
Molecular function (GO): nucleic acid binding; zinc ion binding
Source: RefSeq, a predicted model, not a curated record